AUGUCAUACACACCACUACCAAUGGCGAAACAAUGGGACGACGACGGCAGUGACCGUCCAUCAACAACCUCGUCGAACGAGCAACCAGAGCAUGCGGCUCAUGUCCGCUCCAGGUCGACAGCCCACACUAAUAGCCCGAAGCGGCUAUCGGUCUUCAGUGGCCGCUCGCGGAGCAAUACGACUACCUCGACCUCCUCUCGUCGCUCACCAGGUUCUUCAAUGACCUCGGAAGGUUCGAUUCCUGACGAACGCACCGUAUCCUCGCUAGGUCAACGUUCCGAUAAGGACAGGUCAUCUCGGUCCUUUUUGGCGCGGGGGAGCCGCAUUCUACGUCGCCAGGGCAGCAAGAUCAACAUCGUUGCCACCCUGGAUGAGGAAGAUGAGGUUGAUCGUGAAAAGCCCCGAGACAGAGAGCUGUUUGGGCGUCGAUCUCGUCACCCAGAUAACAGUGAACGCUUGAAAAGCAUUAUAUCUGAUCCGUUCGAUUUCCACCACCUGACACACACCAAUCCGUCCCAAUUCCAAGCUCUAGACCAGACACGUGAGAAUGACUUGGUCACCGAAUUUUCCGCCAUUCGCGCAUCGCAACGGCCCCAGACCGGUCUGAAAGGUAUCCGCGCCGAGGACAUUCAUUUCCGAAAUUUCUCUGCCGACGACCUGGGCAUGUUUGGAACUGCCACCACCGCUGACGGGCCGAGUAUGAGCCCGCCGGCUUCCCCAACCGGUCCUCAGGGCCAUGCACGCAAGGGAUCCCGCGCGAACGAGAACUUCUCUCGUCCUGUCCCGAGGUAUCCUCGCUCUUGUCCCACUACUCCCCCUCCACCUUCGGUACCGGAGACUCCUCCACCGGAGAGCAUGGAGCUAGAGCCCCGUGCCAUUGACGAGAUCUUGGGUCUGUCAUCGGCCGUGACGUACCCGGAGUCCCUCCAGUCCACACCACCAUCUCAAUUCUUUAACCCCGAACCUGCAGAUCAUAGUGUCAGGACAUCGUCCAUGAGUAGCCAGUAUGACCUGGCAGAUGUACCAGAAGAGGAGGAGACAACGCGCUACUGGGAUAGCCCGCAAUCCAGCCUAGGGUGUCCUGACUCGCGCUCGAUUUCUCAGGCCAGCCCCAAGGCUGAAUUCCCGAGUGCAGGUGAAACCCACGCUCCCAUGUCCAUCUUUGUCGCCGAGGAGCUGUCGCGGAAGUUUUCUGAGGCUCUUGCUUCGCCCACUCUCCCCCAGCACCUUCAGAACCACAAUACUCAGGUGGAGGUCACACCCUCUCAGCCCAUUGCCACUCUGCACCGAUUCUCAUACGAGGACGAGAUGUACGACUCCUGGGAUGCAGACAUCGACUACUGCUACGAACACGCAGCCGAGUCCUCCUCCAACUUUGACUGGACCCGCACAUCUCUCGAUGAGUCUCGUCCUCAGGUCGGAAUAGCCUGUAGCGAUGGACCUUGGCUCUCACCUAAAACCCGUCACCUCCAACCCAGCCCACUCAGCACUUCCGAGCUUCCCACCCCAGAUCUGAACCCAAGCCCAGCAUCCAUGCCCACCCACUCCGCUGCCACCCCUUUAGGCGAUUGUGAUCCCGUCUUUCGCAACCCCGAAUAUUUCCCCGUCAGCACUCUGGGCAAAAUCACCGAACCUCCUUAUGAGGAGUACCUGACGACCGACGGCGAAUCAGACCGUCACUUUACUUUCUCUGGAGUGCCCAUCUCCCCACGCAGCAGCUUCUCUCCAAUCAGCAAAUGCAACAGCCAAGAGAGCCUGAUGCUCUCCCGUGCAGCCUCUGUCGCCCGCAAGCACCGCUCCUCCGUUUCAACCAUGAGCGUUCCGGAGCUCAUUCACUCGCUCUCCAACAGCCGCGAACUGAUGCCCACCGACCGUCUAACAGCCGGCGAGGCCCUCACUCGUCCUGCUUCAGCGUCACACCGCCAGACUAAGAGUCUCGCCGAAGCACACCAGCUUCUGCACAAUGGCAGCAGCACCAGUUUGGAUGAACUGCCGGUCCACGACCGUACCAAGUCUGUUUCAGACGUUGAGAUCAAGGUCGAGGCUCCCUUGCCUCCCCUCCCACCGAAAAACCCGAACCGGAAGGCGAAGACUCGCUCACCUUCUUACUCUCUCUUCCCCACCGCUCACUAA
Penicillium salamii is the source of this 2133-nucleotide messenger RNA. Lineage: Eukaryota; Fungi; Ascomycota; Eurotiomycetes; Eurotiales; Aspergillaceae. The record is from the annotation of a GenBank genome assembly.